AAAUAUAUAUUAUUAGUCAACAAAAGAUAUGAUAUUUUCAUUUAUGUUUACUAAGUAAUAAAUAUAGAUUUCUAUUUCCAAACAUUAAAAAAAAAAACAGAUAAAAUCACUAGAUAUGUGUUGUUCUGUCAUAUCUGUGUAUACUACACUAAUUUCAUUACAAACCAAACUAAAAUAAUAUACAUCGUUCCUUUCAUAUUCAACAGAAGGAAUCGGUUUCAAAACAUAAUUAGAGAGAAAAAUGAACAAUCUUCGCGUAAUUAUAGCUGUGUUAUUGGCCGUUCUUGUCUUCACCGCGACUGUUUCAGAGUCUGCGGAGGAAAUGGGAAAAGGGGAUGUCACAAUCUCACUUAAAUGCAAAACGAAAACGGAAUGCUUAAAGAACAUUGCGUGUGAGGCUUGUGUCGAUUGUCGAUGCGAUAGUGGAACUUGUAAAUGCCAUGGUUUCACAGCAGAAACCAAUAAUCCAACCGUUUAAUUAACUCAUAUUUCUCCUAAAUGUUCUCUUUUUCUUUUUAUAUUGUGAAAGAAAA
Arabidopsis lyrata subsp. lyrata is the source of this 533-nucleotide messenger RNA. RefSeq names its product defensin-like protein 287. Lineage: Eukaryota; Viridiplantae; Streptophyta; Magnoliopsida; Brassicales; Brassicaceae. The coding region runs from base 242 to 478 and encodes 78 amino acids. The transcript has 2 exons. The record is from RefSeq and is a predicted model, not a curated record.